Messenger RNA from Rosa rugosa (rugosa rose), 944 nucleotides. RefSeq lists its product as uncharacterized. The transcript is spliced from 2 exons. Lineage: Eukaryota; Viridiplantae; Streptophyta; Magnoliopsida; Rosales; Rosaceae. The record is from RefSeq and is a predicted model, not a curated record. Bases 207 to 776 code for a protein of 189 amino acids.
UUACAACAUUUGCAAUAAUAUUAGAAUAUUACAGACAAUUAUUUAUUUGCCUUGGAACAAAUGUGGGAACAACCACACAGCCUCUAAGCUUUCCCUAUAAACCAAUCUCUCUCCCUCCACGCUUCCUAACUGUGCUUUCUUUCUCAUUCUCCCUAGCUAGGUAGCUAAGUAGCAGUCGUGGUUUUUUGAUUAUCUGCUUGAUAAAUAUGGGCGGAUGUGCAACGAAGCCUAAGGUGUCAAAGGCCGAGGAAGCCGGCGGGGAGGCGCCAGUGCCGGCUCCAGAGACAGCCAAGGAAGAAGCUGUCGUGAUCGAGUCGAAGGAGAAAGACGUAGUUGUGAUUGGUGAUGAAGCUGAGAAGAAGAUAGAAGGUGAUGAUUCAGUCAAGGAGAUCGUUGAUGAUGAAGAUAAACGCAAGUCUCUCAGCAAUUUGUUCCAGAGUGAAGAAGGGAAGGACUCGACAGAAAAAGAGAAAACAACAGAAGUACUAUCAGAAACUGAAAAGCCUCUAGAGGAAAAUACCCCUGGCAUUGUUGUUGUUGAUGCUCCAAAGACAGCCGAGUCAGCUGAGGUAGUAAUUGAAGCUGCACCAGCAGAGACAGAAGCCAAAGAAGCUUCCGAUGAAAAAAUCACUGAAGAAGUGGUUGAAAAGAUCACAGAAGAAGUCAAGGAAAUUGCUGAAGAGAACGUUGGAAAAGAAAAAUCCGAAGGACAAAAAGAGACCGAAGCAGCGAAGGAAGAAAAAGUGGCUGAAGAGAAACCUAAGGAAGCAGUAUGAGAGGGAAAUGAUUCAUCUUCAUGGAGGAGCUGUGCUUCUUCUGAUCACUAGCUACAUUAUUGUAAGGAAGGUUGCCUAUCUUUUUUUUUAGAGGACUUUGUUUCUACUGCAUGUUUCCUUAAAUUUCUCUGAUAUGUGUCUUAUUUUUAUUAUUUAUUUUUCACUCGA